Messenger RNA from Physella acuta, 3265 nucleotides. Its product is annotated as ras-related protein Rab-2. NCBI's taxonomy places the organism in Eukaryota, Metazoa, Mollusca, Gastropoda, Physidae. The record is from RefSeq and is a predicted model, not a curated record. Gene Ontology annotation, molecular function: GTP binding; GTPase activity.
GUAUGUGACGUCAAGUUUAGUUGACAUCAUCACUGAGUGAAAAUAUUACCGAGACAUGUCUUACGCAUACUUAUUUAAAUACAUUAUCAUUGGGGAUACAGGUGUGGGUAAAUCCUGUCUACUUCUCCAGUUUACAGACAAAAGGUUUCAACCAGUUCAUGAUCUUACUAUUGGGGUUGAAUUUGGUGCUCGUAUGAUAACAAUUGAUGGCAAACAAAUCAAACUGCAAAUAUGGGAUACAGCUGGACAAGAAUCAUUUCGAUCUAUCACAAGAUCUUAUUAUAGAGGGGCUGCUGGAGCAUUGCUAGUCUAUGACAUUACCAGACGGGAUACUUUUAAUCACCUUACAACAUGGCUUGAAGAUGCAAGACAGCAUUCAAACUCCAACAUGGUUAUAAUGUUAAUUGGAAACAAAAGUGAUCUAGAAGCAAGAAGAGAAGUCAAGAAAGAAGAAGGAGAGGCUUUUGCAAGAGAGCAUGGCUUGAUAUUCAUGGAGACUUCAGCUAAAACUGCUGCCAAUGUUGAAGAGGCUUUUAUCAACACAGCUAAGGAAAUCUAUCAAAAGAUCCAAGAUGGUGUUUUUGAUAUUAACAAUGAGGCAAAUGGCAUUAAAAUUGGACCACAACACUCACCAGCCAGUCAAAGUCUUAAUGUUGGUGGAAGUGGAGGUAACCAGGGAGGCAACUGUUGCUGAAGGAUUUUUCAAAGAAGUAAAUAUGGAGAUGGUCUUGUGAAUUUUAAAGCAGUGGUUGGAUUUAAAUAAUGCAGGCACCUAUUUAUUUUAUAGAAACUGGGCUCAGUUCAUUUUCUCUUAAAUUGUAAAUGUCUUUUCAGUCAUACGAGGAAGCAAAUUUUUAUGACAUUUCUGAAUCAAUAUUUCUAACACAUUGAAUAUACAGUGAACUAAUCAUUAGUGAAACCACACUCACUAAGAUCAAAUCAUAAAAGCAACACUUAGAUUUUUUAUUCUAUUGCAGAUUUUUAUGCAUUACUUGAGAUGUAUAAUUGUCAAAAAAAAUUUACUUGCUUAUCAUAAAGAUUGUGUUUGCACUUAGAAAUAACAAUUCUAAAUGCUUGCUAUGCACACAAAUUUUGAUUCCUGAUAUAUAACUAUCAGACAUAUUUGGAUGUAAUUUUUUUAAAAUGAAAAUUGUUAUUAGAUUAAUUUAUGGAUUGGGAUUUUCGGGGGGGAAAGAAAAACAGAAUGUUAAGAUAUGUGACACGCAAUUCAUAUUUUAUUAUUAAUUUCAAAUAAUUUUAAAACUUUUUCUAAUAAAAGAAUGACAUGUAUUAAAAAAAUGACUACAUAUUAGAUUAGAAAUUUGAUAUAUUACCUCUUGGUUUACAUACACAUUUCAUCGUCUGUCAUUAAAUAUCAUACAUAUUUAUUUGUUUCCUACAGAUUUUAGUUUCAUCAUUCUUGACUUCUAAUGUCCACUUUUGUGUUGUACAAAUACAAGAUGUAAACAUUUAUUUGUGUUAAAAAUUGAUGAAUUUUGGCUGUUUUUAAAAGAUUGCUGUUUACUUUGUAAGCAUUUAAUCUGGCUUUGUUGUACUCUCCAACCUAUAAAAUCUCAAGCUGAAACAAAAAAGGGUUGGGGCGGUUUUACUUGUUAUUUUAAAAUUGGGCAAUCUUUUUAACAUUUUAAUUAAGAAUUAUUUAUUCACUAGAGAGCAGUAACUGUCACUGGAUAGCAGAAACUCAUUCAAUCUUUGGUUCUCAAAAAGCCUUGCAUUAGUUUUUGGUUUCUAAUUCGAUUCUGAACUAGACUGUCAUUUGAUAUGAAUCUACAUACAAUUGGUUUUAUAUCAUAUAAAAACAAAAGCAUUGAAUUGGAUUGUUUUGUCUAAUCUAUUCAAAAGAUUAAUUUCAAGUCUUGUACAUAUAAUAUUGGCUCAUUUUAUGUUGCCAAAUAUUGGAAAAGUUCAUUCUUUAUCUUUCAGACCAUUCCAGAUAGUUUGCCAUCUUGAUAGUGCUAAUGAUUUUUUUAGGUUCUUUAAAAAGCAUUAUAUUAUUUUAAGUUUGACUUUGUAAACUGCUUUCUAGUUUAAUUUGUAUUUCUGUUCACAAUAAAAGCAAAAAGAUUUUCAUUACAUGUGUAUUGUUUUCUUUAGAGAAAUCAGACUUCUCUUGUUAGUAAAUGUUCAGAAGUCAUGUUUAAUGAAUCUCUCAAAUGAAAACAAGUGUUGAAAUAUUUGUCUGAAAUUGACAUGUAUCCGUUUUAUAAUUUCUUUAAACUAAAGAUUUUAACAUGGAAUACUAAUCCGUUUAUUUCUGUACAGUUGCCAGUUUUCUAAAACUUUCAGGUUUGCCCAAUGCUGCACUUUUUAUCUUUUUAUUUUCUAUUUAUAGAAUUUGUCUCUAUCUAAACAGUAUCAUACAUUUAAUUGCUGUGAUUUUUUUUUUUAGUUUUGUGUGUUUAUGAAAUAAUGACUCCAGUAGUUGUAAAUGUUGUGAUAUUGUUGUUUUGUAUGUUCAUCGUAUGAAAUACUUUUAUUUUAAGCUCUUGUAUACACUUCAAAAGUUUAGUUGGUAAAGAAACAUUUUAUUACUUUGUGAAAUUUAAAUUUUCAUUUUAUUAAAAAUAGAAUUUAAGAUAAUAUAGCUACUAUCUGAACUUUAUCUUUUAAAAUAGUAUGAAUAUAGUGUUUCAUAGCAACUAGUCUUGAAUUAAAGAAACUUUAUGCUAUAUUGCUGUUAUGUUCAAUAGGAUUAAUCCAAGUGCAAUAUUUGAGUGUGAAUUAUGAACUGUUUUUUGUUUUUUUUUUUGUUUGCUAGACUAACCCAUCUUUCAUUUGUAUGAUUUUGCAACAUUUUACUGUGUUUACCAUUGACUGAUGUUUGAGUAUGCUCAUUUUUAAAAGCUAUAAAUUAAUAAAAAAACAAAAUGUUUCUUAAGAUCUGUUCAUUAUAUUAUUGAAGAGGGCUGCAUUUGGUUGUCUAAAAAACUUGUAGACAUUAUUAAAAAAAUAUUUAAAAUAGACAUAAUUUUUUAAGUUUGCUGUUCACAAAAAUUCUGCUUUGCUUUAGAGUCAAUUAAAUUGUAAUCAAAGCUCAGUAUGCUAGAAUUUUUCUAUUAUUUAGCGUUCAAUUAUCGUAAGUAUUUCUGUAGACCAUUUAGAAGAACCAGUUUUAUUUUAUCUGCCGAUUAUUGUAAUUGAUUUGUUUUGUAGUUCAUUUGGAAAAAAAAAUUCAUUGAGAGGAUGAGUGUGUGGGUACUCAUGAAAUGCUCUUGUGAAUUUGAAUAAACUCUGUGAAAUAUAA